Molecule: messenger RNA, 715 nt
Organism: Choloepus didactylus (southern two-toed sloth)
Lineage: Eukaryota; Metazoa; Chordata; Mammalia; Pilosa; Megalonychidae
Gene: LKAAEAR1
Product: LKAAEAR motif containing 1
Source: RefSeq, a predicted model, not a curated record
AUGCAACCGCCCGCGGCGAAGGAGGCGGGGCGCAGGGGGCCGCGGGAGCAGGCGGCGAGGGGCGCGCCGGGCGCCGGGCCCCGCGAGGAGCCACCCAAGCCGGGCUGGACGCUGACGCUGGAGACGCUGGCGGCCAUGAGUCCCGCGAAGCGCCACCGCCACCUGCUCUUCGGCGACCUGCUGGAAGACGUGGGCGCCGCCGCGUCCCUCUUCCCUCGCGAGUCGCGAGAGCUGCUGGGCUGCAUGCCCGACCCGCGCGCGUGGGCGCAGCCCCCGGAGCUGCCCGCGCAGCGCCAGGACCGGCUGCUCGGCGUCCUCAAGGCGGCCGAGGCCCGCGGGCGGGUCCGCGCCCUGCGGCUGCGCUACACCCGCAUGCGGGCCGAGGAGAUCUCGCUCCUCAUCCAGCAGCAGGAGUCCGCGCGGGCCGCCAUCCGCCUGGAGCUCUUUCUGCCGCCGCAGCUGAAGCCCACGCGGAUCCCGGACCCCUUGGACCGGCAAGAGGUGCCGCAAGCCCCGGGAGGGAGCGAGAGGGGGCCGCGGCCCGCCGCCUCCCCGCACACACCGGCCGCAGCCAGCCCUUCUCCUCUGCAGCGGAGGCGCGUGGAGACCAUCCUGGAGGAGAACGUCGACGGCAGCAUCUUCCCGCGGUGACAGCGACCCCGAGACCCUGGAGCCGCGCAGACCACACCCCACUGCCCCACAUAAAGUUCUGGUU